Messenger RNA from Cuscuta europaea, 3450 nucleotides. The record is from the annotation of a GenBank genome assembly. Lineage: Eukaryota; Viridiplantae; Streptophyta; Magnoliopsida; Solanales; Convolvulaceae.
UAUAAAGCGUCCUUCCUCCUCCCCCUUCACUACAUCUCUGCUCCCUCUCCCUCCUAAAAUAACCGUCUCUUCCAGCAAUCUCCCUCCCUCCCAAAAUAACCGUCUCCUCCAGCAACCGAACCGGAGCCUGAAACCGAGCUUACCUAUCGGAACCAGGACAGUGAGCCUACUCGCGAUACAGAGGAUCGUAACCAGAGCUCCAAGCACGCGAUCAAGCUCUUCCGCUCCCGCUGGUCGCAUUCCAGGCAAAUAUUUACCGUGGAUUUACACGGCAGUUUUUCUAUAUAUUGGCCAACAUCAAAGGUUAUUUGUUUACCAUUCGUUGAAGACGCAUCGGAGGCUUGAACACAAAACCUUUUGCUGCUUUCUAUAUAUUGCCCACUACAUCAAAGAUGGUUGGAACUCCGGUUGCUGCUGGAGAAAUGCCUGGGAACAAGUAUGUUGAAGCUCCAGUGGUCCCCACAACACGAGUGGAGAGACUCUUGAGAAAAAGGGAACUGAGGAAAACUAGACCUCAGUUAAACGAUUCUGUUGAACAUGCUUGGGACCAAAGAGUAGAGUCUGAUGACCUGGGAGUUCCCCAGGUGGAACAACAUGUGGAAGGAGCUGCACGAGCAGUUAAUGAAGAACAUCAAAGGGGCGAUCGGAAUAUUAUCAGACAGCGACUGCUGGUUGUGGCAAAUAGGUUGCCAGUCUCGGCAGCGAGGAAUCCUGAUCAGUCUUGGUCACUGGAGAUUAGUGCUGGUGGUCUAGUUACUGCUCUUCUUGGUAUAAAGGAGUUUGAGGCCACGUGGAUUGGUUGGCCUGGUUUGAAUCUCACCGGUGAUGAGGAAGGGAGGAAGUCACUUGCAAAAUCAUUAGCCCAAAAGAGAUGUGCUCCUGUUUUCCUGGAUGAUGAGAUUGUUGAUCAGUAUUACAAUGGUUACUGCAAUAACAUAUUAUGGCCGCUUCUGCAUUAUCUUGGACUUCCACAAGAAGAUCGACUUGCAACGACCAAAACUUUCCAGUCCCAGUUUGAUGCAUUCAAAAGAGCAAAUAACAUGUUUGCUGAUGUAGUGAGUGAACAUUACAAGGAUGGUGAUAUUGUUUGGAUUCAUGACUAUCAUCUUAUGUUCCUCCCAGAAUGUCUAAAGAAGAACAACAGUAAAAUGAAAGUGGGUUGGUUUUUGCAUACACCAUUUCCUUCUUCCGAAAUACAUAGGACAUUGCCAUGCAGAUCAGAGCUGCUGCGUGCAAUUCUUUCUGCCGAUAUGGUUGGUUUUCACACCUAUGACUAUGCAAGACAUUUCGUUAGUGCAUGUACUCGCAUCCUUGGGCUUGAAGGUACUCCUGAAGGAGUAGAGGAUCAAGGGAGACUGACCCGUGUAGCUGCGUUUCCAAUUGGAAUAGAUUCUGACCGAUUCAUUCGAGCUGUUGAAUCCCAGUCAGUGCAGGGCUACAUGGGAGAGUUGAAGAAUAGAUUUGAGGGGAGAAAGAUCAUUGUAGGGGUUGAUAGACUUGAUAUGAUCAAAGGGAUUCCCCAAAAGAUACUAGCAUUUGAAAAAUUUCUCGAGGAAAAUCCACAAUGGCAUGAUAAAGUGGUUUUGCUGCAAAUUGCUGUCCCAACGAGAGUAGAUGUUCCUGAAUAUCAAAAGCUAGCCAGUCAGGUCCAUGAGAUUGUUGGACGCAUCAAUGGCAGAUUUGGAUCUUUGUCUUCUGUUCCCAUUCACCAUCUGGACCGUUCUCUUGAGUUUCAUGCUUUAUGUGCGCUGUAUGCUAUUAGUGAUGUAGCACUUAUCACAUCUUUACGUGACGGAAUGAACCUUGUCAGCUAUGAGUUCGUGGCUUGUCAAGCAUCAAAAAAGGGGGUUCUUAUCCUUAGUGAAUUUGCAGGUGCUGCACAAUCUUUGGGAGCUGGAGCACUUCUUGUUAAUCCUUGGAACGUCUCAGAAGUCGCUGCUUCUAUCAAGCAGGCCUUAGAUAUGCCUCCUGAUGAACGUGAAAAACGUCACCUGCUUAACUUUACACAUGUGACAACCCAUACUUCUCAAGAAUGGGCAGAAACGUUUGUGAGUGAAUUAAAUGACACUGUUCUUGAAGCUCAGCAGAGGAUAAGAGACGAGCCACCACAAUUUGAUGUCAGUAAUGCAAUUGAUCGGUACAUGCAGUCCAAUAACCGGCUGCUGAUAUUGGGUUUCAAUGGGGUGCUGACAGAAAUGGUGGAUAGCCCUGCAAGAAGAGGUCGUGAUCAGGUUAAAGAUAUGGAACUUAAGCUGCAUCCUGUUUUGAAUGGACCUCUAGCCGCAUUGUGUAGGGAUCCAAAAACAACGAUUGUUAUUCUCAGUGGAAGUGACAGAACUGACUUAGAUGCUAACUUUAGUAAGUACAACAUGUGGUUGGCAGCAGAGCACGGAAUGUUUCUUCGGUCUGCAAAUGGAGAGUGGAUGACUACAAUGCCUGAGCUCCUAAACAUGGAUUGGGUUGACAGUGUAAAGCAUGUAUUUGAGUAUUUCACCGAAAGAACACCUAGAUCUCAUUUUGAAAUGCGUGAAACUUCUCUUGUUUGGAACUACAAGUAUUCGGAUGUUGAGUUUGGAAGGUUGCAGGCUAGAGAUAUGCUACAGCAUCUCUGGACAGGCCCAAUAUCUAAUUCAUCUGUAGAUAUUGUUCAAGGAGAACAUACUGUUGAGGUUCGAGCCGUUGGUGUUACCAAGGGAGCAGCAAUUGAUCGUAUACUCGGGGAGAUAGUUCACAGUGAAGGCAUCACCAUUCCAAUUGAUUAUGUUCUCUGCAUGGGGCAUUUUAUUGGAAAGGAUGAGGAUGUGUACCGGUUUUUUGAGCCAGACCUUCCUUGUGAUGCCAUGGGAGUUCCAAGAACCAAGUUAGGUGAUGCAAUGAAGGCAGGAGCAGAACGGAGGGGAGCGCCAAAGAAUUCAUCAAACAGGACUACUAAGUCAGCGUCGAUCUCUGAAAAAGCAACACAAAACCACCACCACCCAUCAGGGGAUGGACGACGACAGCCCCCCGAAAAUGCUUCAUGGAAUGUGUUGGAUCUCAAGAAGGAGAAUUACUUCUCAUGUGCAGUUGGCCGGACUCGUACAGAUGCUCGAUAUCGCAUGAAGACCUCAGGUGAUGUCGUGAAAUUUAUAACUGACCUGGCUGCAGCAUCAGUCCCGCCAACACCGCUCUGAUUCUAUAUUAAGGGAUGAUUUAUUCAAAGCUUCUGAAUCUCAUCCUCCUCUUCCUCAGCGUUAUCAACCAUCAAAUCUCUCUAGGGUGUUUGCUUUGUGAAGUUUAGUUUUAAGACUUGACAACGAUGUUUGAACAUAUUUUCUAGAAUUAAUGGAGUGAAAUGUUUCAUUAUUUCCCAUGUUUGUGCUGUGUGUUUAUAUGUUUGUGCUUGCUGCCGUUUUGUGCCAAUAUAUGAUAAGCCUUCCAUUGAAUGAAGUUGUGCGCGCACUUCGAAAUGGC